ACAAUGGAGCCUCCUGAGAGUGUUACACUGACAAACCACAGAACCAUCAACAUCACUGUCAUCCGGGGGAACAACCUGCAAGGGAAGAAGCCAGACAGCCUGCAGAGCUUUGUGCAGGCUGAAGCUGAUGGGACUGUGCUGGGAGAGUCUGAGAAGAAGCAGGUGGACCUCAAGGAGAAGCAGGUGGACUAUGACUUCACCUGCAGCCUCCACUGCCCCAGUAACACCCAGGGCCUGAGUGACAUCACCCACAAACCCAUCAUAUUGACGGUGAGAGAGUUCCUGCCCGAGGAGAAGAAAGCUGAGGCGAAGACACCGGUGCUGGGCCAAGCUGUGGUCGACCUGCUGCCGCUGCUACAAGGUCAGUGCAGCUUCUCGGCCACAGUCCCGCUGAAUCCAGUGGCCAGCUCCUCAGCCAAAGAUUUCCAGGACUUUACCAGCAGCACGAAUGUGGAGACAGCAGUUAGAGCCAGACAGAAGCAGUUGGCCAGUUUGACCCCCCUCUCGCAGCCGACCCUGGAUGUGUGUGUCAGUGUGUCGGAUCCAGUGCUGUCCGAGGCUGAACUCUCAGCCUCCAACCUGCUGAAGGUUGCCGUGGAGACAGUGUACUCCAUCCCUGAGCCGUGGAUGUUGCCGUCCGGCCCUCCCACCACUCCUUUCACAUACGCUGCUGCCCUGGAGGUCCCGCUUACUGCACAGAAAGAUCAGGCGCUGUUGUUCAGUGAGGGGCAUCUGAAGGCCGGCGGGCAGAGGGAGCAAAAUGGCCGACAGAGGAAGAGGCCCCAUCCGGCCCAGCUGGUCCCGGGGAACCACUUCCUGCCCGCUGCCUUCUUCAAGGCCGAGCCCGUGGAGCAGGAGGACGGCGAGCUGACUGGCUUAGAGGACCGGCAGUUUCGCAAAGAGGCAGAGACCUUGAAGACCAGGGUGAGCUGGGACACAGAGAUGUGCUGCUUCCUCGAUGCUGGAGGAACUACCAGGCUGCGGCAGAAGAUCACAGAGUGCAGACUGUGGCCGGUGGAGAUAAUGAGGUCGACAAAGGCUGCAGAAACAAAGAUGCUAGCUGAGGAGAACCCAGAGAUCCCCUUCCAUGGUGUGGCGUUUGUGGACAUGGGGCGGCUGCUGUAUCCCGGAGUCCGCCGCAUCCGAGGAGCGUACAGCAUUCAGCCCUUCUCCGAGGCCGAGUUGCUGAAAAAGGCCAAGCGGAGCGUCAGUGUGUUAAAGGAGCAGGCCAAAGCAGCAGCCAUCCAGGUCAAAACCCGCGCUGGCUCCGCCUCAGGCUCGUACAAGGCGAGGGCAGGGAAGAAGGAGUCCAAGGAGCCGGCCAAGAAGCAGCCUGCUAAUCAGAGCAGAGUGAACGCAGCAGACGUGGUUUCCGAAUCGGGGGCCGAAGCUGAGCAGCACGCCAAUAUAGAAGGAAAUAUGUAUGUGGAGGCCAGAACUUAUGUAAUCAUUGAGAUAGCCUUGGAGAAACCUCUGGUACCCAAAACAUCUCCAGAGGAGCUGUCCAGAAGGGUGAAGGCGUUGAUCCCACCCAGACCUCCACUUCCAGCAGGUCCAAACAGAGCAGAAAGAGCGGUGCUGGACUUCCACAGACAGGUUGGCAACGUGGUGACCCAUGUUUCAGACCAGUACGGGGAAUUGUUCAAGGCCAACGGCAAUCCAUCAGAAAACUGCAGCCGGGAGCAAAUGAAGGUUCAGCUGAUGGGAUCGCUCAAUGUCUCCGCCAGAUAUUUCACCUUCAAGGAGCAGAUGAAGCAUGCAGUGGUGAGGAUCGUACGUGACAAGAUGCAGCAGACGGAGCCGUUCACUGACCCUCAGGAGCUCAAAGUUUUUGUCAGCAAGCUCUAUGUCUACCUGGUGGACGAGAUGCACAUAGCUCUCAACAAGAUUUAUUCCCAUGACGUCGUUGAUGACUCCCCGGAUGAGAUCCAGUUGAGUUCCUCUCAGCUCAGACAUUUUGCCAGAGAGGCUCAGAUUACUGGGGAUUAUCAGCAGGCUGUGCAUUACUACCAAGAGCUGGUGGUGAUGUACCCGACUGAGCCCUCCCACAAGUUUGAUUGGGGAAGCCUUUACAUGCUGACCGGAGACUACAUGAAGGCCAAAGAGUGUUUCCAUGACGCCGUGUCCGUCCAGCAGGCACACCAGCCCAGCCUGAUGAUGUGCGGCGUCCUGGCAGUGAUGUUUGAGCGUCACAAUGAGGCCCAGACCUUCCUGGAGAGAGCCACCAGCGUAGACCCGCCCAGUGUGGUGGCCUGGACGCUGCUGGGUUUGCUCCAUGAGAUCCAAAACGAAUCCAUCCUGGCUGAGAGCGCCUUUCUGGAGGCCAGAAGGCAGCUGAGGGUGAAAGAAGGGAAGAAGCAAACACAGAGGGAGGAGGAGACGAAGGACAGGGAGAAACAUGAGGAGGAGGAGAAACACCAGCCAGAGGAGGAGGAGAAAGACACGGCUGCAUGUCAGUCUCCCACCGAUAAGAAAGAACCAGAGUGCGGAGACAAGGACCAGAACCAGAACCAGAACCGGGACUCAGAGGUGCAAGGAGAGCCUCCAGUACAGAAUGUCAGCUCCAAAUCAGCUCCAGCUAAAGUCUCCUGCACCAUUUACACAGAGACAGUUCAGUUCCUGCUGCAGAACUGUGCUCUGCAGAUGGGGGAGCGAGCUCUGUCCCUGGAGCUGCUGUCAGACGGCGGUCGCAGUGUCACCUACCUGCUUCUUCUGGCCCAGUUGCAGCUGCUCAGAGGUGACUACUGCGGUGCCGCCACCAUCCUCAAGGAGGCGCUGUUUCACAGAGACAAGGACGCUGAUGCGUGGGCGCUGAACGGUCACUGUCACUUCCUGCGGAGGGCGUUCACUGAUGCCCAGGAGAGCUACGAGAGGAGCCUGAACUUCCUGAAGCCGCCGUCGGACUCCCACCUUGUCCUCCUCCGCCUGGGAUCCAUCUACCUCCAGCAGGAGAAGUUAGAACAAGCCAAAGGUGUCUACCUGCAGGCUUGUGAGGCGUCUCCGUCCUGCCUGACCUGGCUGGGCCUGGGCACCGCCUGUUACCGACUGGAGGAGCUGUGUGUCGCUGAGGAGGCUCUGACUGAAGCCAACCACCUGAACAGCCAGAACGCAGAGGUGUGGGCUUACCUGUCUCUGCUCUGCCUCAGGUCGGGCAGACAAGAGGAAGCAGAGCAGUUUCAUAAAUAUGCAACAAAGUUCAACCUGCAGAAGGAGUCGCUCCUCAAAGAGUUCAGAGAGCUGAAGGGUCAGCUCCGCUUCUCUCGGCUGGAGUCCUUCUUUGGAACAAGCUCAUAAAUCAUCACGUACACCAAGUACAUUUCAUACAAAUACACACACGUUUCAAAAUACAUUUUUAUUGUAAUUUAAGCAUUUAACACUUCAUGUGAAAAUGAAAACACAGCUGUUUUGCAAACAGUGGAGAUCAGCAACUGUCCAAACUGUAAUAAAGUCCAAACCCUGUUCAAAAGCCACAUUACGAAACAAACUAAAAGCAACACAAACAUUCUCAAACUUAUAGAAAACAACUGCAAUAUAGUAUUUUAAAAAAUGUACAGCAUUAACAAAAGAAAAAAAAAAGGGCAUUUGGUGACAGGAAUCACAGAA
This is a messenger RNA of Anoplopoma fimbria (sablefish), 3603 nucleotides long. It is a transcript of the gene cfap70, whose product is annotated as cilia and flagella associated protein 70. Gene Ontology annotation, biological process: cilium movement; cilium assembly. The record is from RefSeq and is a predicted model, not a curated record. The transcript has 28 exons. Gene Ontology annotation, molecular function: protein binding. Gene Ontology annotation, cellular component: extracellular exosome; motile cilium. NCBI's taxonomy places the organism in Eukaryota, Metazoa, Chordata, Actinopteri, Perciformes, Anoplopomatidae. The coding region runs from base 4 to 3294 and encodes 1096 amino acids.